This is a messenger RNA of Gossypium raimondii (Peruvian cotton), 1434 nucleotides long. Its product is annotated as F-box/kelch-repeat protein At1g80440. Gene Ontology annotation, biological process: negative regulation of cytokinin-activated signaling pathway; regulation of phenylpropanoid metabolic process. Lineage: Eukaryota; Viridiplantae; Streptophyta; Magnoliopsida; Malvales; Malvaceae. The record is from RefSeq and is a predicted model, not a curated record. The transcript has a single exon. The coding region runs from base 172 to 1233 and encodes 353 amino acids. Gene Ontology annotation, molecular function: protein binding.
UCUUCAACUUGCACUCAUCCACUUCCCUAUAAGAACCUCUCAAUCUCUAUUCUCCCACCCAAAACUUCAAUCCUAAUUUGCUACUCUAUCCUCAAUUUCCUUUGAAAAAAACCAGCACUUUCUCCUUUUUUUUCCUAAGAAAAAGAAAAUUUACAUUUGACUCGUCAGAUCAUGGAACUCAUACCUGGUCUUCCCAAUGAUAUAGCCCUUCAGUGUUUAGUUCGUGUCCCUUACAACAAAUUCUCCAAUAUUUCAUCAACUUGUAAAGACUGGAAGGUCGAAAUUCAUUCGCCUCCGUUUUUCCGUCAACGAAAAGCCGCUGGGUGUACUAAACAUGUCAUGCUGAUGACCCAAAGCCGAGUCAACCCGAAUCAAAAUUCGGGUCUGAAAUGCCAUGCCAUGCCUGUUUAUCGGAUCGUGCUUUGCGAGCCUGACACCGGUGACUGGUGUGAGCUGCCACCGGUUCCUGGGAGUUCCGAUGUGUUGCCGAUGUUUUGUCAAGUUGUUGGAGUGGGGUUAAACCUUGUGGUGAUGGGCGGGUUGGAUCCAGGCACUUUUGAUGUCCGAAACGACGUCUAUGUUUACAAUUUUUUAUCGGCCACUUGGCGGCGUGGGGCUGACAUGCCGGGCGUAAGGAGGAUCUUCUUUGGAUGCGCAUCAGAUUCGGAUCGGAUGGUGUAUGUCGCCGGUGGACACGACGAGGAGAAAAACGCAUUGAGAUCAGCAAUGGCGUAUGAUGUGGCAGCCAACAAGUGGGUCACAUUGCCUGACAUGGAAAGAGAGCGUGACGAAUGCAAGGGGAUCUUCCACCUGGGAAAGUUCCAUGUCAUCGGCGGAUAUUGUACAGACAGGCAAGGCCGAUUCGGAAGCAGCGCCGAGCAUUUCGAGGUGGCCACAUGGAAGUGGAGCCCAGUGGAAGAGAACUUCUUAAGACAGGGCAUGUCUCCCAGAACUUGCGUGGCAACUGAUGGAACAUUAUACAUGUGUAGAGGGGGUGAUGUGGCAAGACUCGAAGCUGGUACAUGGAAAGCAGUAGCUGAGCUGCCAGCUGAAGUAUACAAUACAGCUCAUAUAGCCGCAUGGGAAGACAAACUGUUGGUGAUUGGUUCACAAGGCUUCGGUCAGCCCCACACCGCUUAUGUGUUAAAUUUGAGAAAUUACACGUGGACAGGAAUGGACGUGGGAGAUGAAUACUCGGGUCAUGUUCAAUCCGGUUGCUAUUUAGAGUUGUAAAUGAAGUGUAAAAUAGUUGGGUUGCUUGUUUUUCCAACGGGGUCAUUGACCGUAUUGUACAUACAUAUGAAACACUAGAGCUUUUUUUAAUUUGUCCUUUCCCCUUUCCCAAGUGUCAAUUUCAUUGUAAAUGGGAGUUUUGAUGGGUCAAGUGUGGGUAAAUAGGAUAAGGUGAUGAAUAUGAAAGUCAUUUUCCCAUCA